AUGCCUAGCUCCAAGUCAGUAUCGGGGAGUGAGCCGGCGGAUCAACACGCCGCAUGGUGGGAAGCACCAUGGAAAACUAUGGCUGACCUUGCAGAAGCCGUCGACGAUCUCAUAUGUAGUUUCGACUAUAUGGACACAGCUAUGGAUAAUCUAGUGAUGCUUAUAUUCAUUUGGAUUCUAUUUUCCAUAGUGUUACUCGGCAUAGCUAAAUGGGCGUACGGGAAAUAUGGUGCGAAGAAGGUGGACGAGAAAGUCGAGAAAAAGGUGAACGACGAUGCGAAAAAGACCGCGAACGAAAUUAUCAGUAGCGCCGAUAGCGUGCUGGCAACGAGUGCUAAGAUAAAGAGUGGGACGUUCAAACCCAGCAAGCCGACCAGCUUCGUGCCAGCGACUCCGCCGGCGGUCAAGAAGCGAUUGGGCCGCAUGUCACCCGGGCCAGAGCAACUGUCGACUAGGAAACACCAGAGCAUCAUAGUACCCACAUGCACGGGACCAGACGCUGCGAGCGUUCAAUGGGUGAAUGAGUUAUUGACGUGGUUAUAUAAUGAUUUGGUUAUUGUGAAUGAACUAGUGCAGCAAUGGAUCGUGUCCAUGAACGAGUUUUCGAAGAAAUCGGUGGAAGAGCAAGGUAUUGGUGUAGAACUGGUGCGAGCGUUGGACAGCCACCCCCCCUCGAUAUCCAAUGUGUUCUGCGAGUGUGACUCCAAGGAUGACGUUAUGAUCACCUGUGACUGCGAAGCGACGCCUGCCUUCCAGCUCAAGGCGUUUAGUCAACGAGGAGAGAAAGUCGAGGUGUCCCACUACAGAGUCAAUGUCAACAGGUUCCGCGCGCGUCUCAACGUCACCUGCAUCACUGAGAAGCUGAUAGGAGAACUGAAAUGUGAUGGAUGGCCAGAAGUGAAGGUGGCUCUCGCUCCUGUCGGUCCUUUAAGACCCAACGCCGCGGAGACGGACUUACAACAACUAGUUAGCGACAUCAUAGUCAGCGCACUCCGCAGUACUCAUUUGAAGUUCAAUUUGUCCCCAUACCCCACUUGCCCAAGACUGAGGCGGUACAUCCCCGAGUCCACGCCUCGGUUGCCUCUGCACUACGACUCAAUGCUCCAACAAGAUCGUCAUAUGUACACAUCCACCCCGAACUCAACUGCGGGUAGUUUGCAAUUGCUGGGCGAGAAACGGUUAUUGGUCAAAGUCGUGGGCGCAAAAGAUUUGGGAGGUAAAACGGGAUGUAUAGCUCCAUAUUGUGUAGUCGAGAUGGACGAGCCACCUCAACGCAAUCAAACCGCUUUCAAAAAGGACUCCGCAAGCCCACAAUGGGAAGAACAUUUCCUAUUCGACUUAUCAGCUCAAACAGCCGAAUUGUUGUUUGAAGUCUACGAUAGGACGGGACCACCAUCGCCCGGUGGAGGUUCUUCACAGCAUAGGUUCCUUGGUUUAGGUCUGGUGGGUAUAGACGAAUUGCUCGCUGCUCCGUCUCAGAGGCAACAGAUUGCUUUACAGACGAGACCAAUGGAGGAACAUGACGUCAGUGGCAGUCUAACAGUAGAAUUCUUAUUCAUAGAUGGACCCGACAUCCCAGAUCUCGGUGCCAAGCCACUUAAAAUCAAAGAAAGCCUUCGCACCGUUUCACCGCAUGGACAAAUGACCACCACAACGAAAACUACCUUCAAACAAAAUGGCCAUGAAAAUACUGCGCUUACAGAAUCAGCACUUCGAGAACUUGAACUGAGCCCUUCCAACGCUAACAAAUCUACCCUCAUCAUACAUUCUGUGCAAAGGGAGCCACCAAAAUCAAUCAAAGUGGAAAUGACCGAUUCUGGGAAGUUCAUCGAAGUUGAGCGAGAAGCUAGCCUUAAAAAUAGCCCGGAAAGCGAGAAAACUGCUGAAAACACACAGAAAAAUAUUGAUAUACCCGACUCAAAGAAAGAUGGUGAAAAAGGCACUCAGUCGAAGACGGCUACACCGAGCCAAUCGCCAGCUAAGAGCGUGAGGAUAAAAGAGAACGGCACCAAGCCGAAUGGAACGGAUGUGCAAGGAGAUUACGUCAAUAAGCAAGAACCACCACCACCAGAACCGGCACCAAGGCAAAAACGAAAAAGGGAUUUCUUUGGCACCAUCAAGAGGAGGUUAGGUAGAUCCCGGACUCGCGGGCAAUCGCUUGAUCUUCAGGACCCGGAUAGCGAAGACCAGCACUUGCGCAGCAUUAGCGCAGAAAGAAAUAGUAAUGAUAAAGCUUUAGUACCGAGUAGAAAUGUCUAUUCAGCCGGGGCGUCUCCUGCGCAGUCGGGUGACGAAUCUAGGACAUCAAGAAGCGAAGUUUCGGGCUUCAGUACCGCAUCAGCCCGCACGUUCAUCCACGAAGCGUCCACUCUAGUCUUGGAGACGAUAGAGGCUGGCAUCAAGAAACACUACCUGGUGCCACUGACCGUCGCUCAGCGGUCUAGAUGGAGGCGGAAAGGAGUAAAGCUACAUAUUUACAAUGAGCACACCUUCAUCGCUAAGCACAUUAGUGGUGGAACCGUGUGCGAGGUCUGCAAUAAGACGAUAGCGCGACGCAUCGGCAAGCAAGGUUACGAGUGUCGUGACUGCCAGUUCAAGUGCCACAAACACUGCCAUGUCAAGGUGUCGUCCACCUGCCCACAGUCCACUGUGCAAAAUAUGGAGCUGGCUUACAUCUCAUCGCCAUACACGGAUAAGAAUAUACGAAUGUUGUGA
Molecule: messenger RNA, 2715 nt
Organism: Leptosia nina
Lineage: Eukaryota; Metazoa; Arthropoda; Insecta; Lepidoptera; Pieridae
Source: the annotation of a GenBank genome assembly